This is a messenger RNA of Frankliniella occidentalis (western flower thrips), 2441 nucleotides long. RefSeq lists its product as uncharacterized. The record is from RefSeq and is a predicted model, not a curated record. The transcript is spliced from 14 exons. Bases 66 to 2441 code for a protein of 791 amino acids. Lineage: Eukaryota; Metazoa; Arthropoda; Insecta; Thysanoptera; Thripidae.
GAGACCCACCUUUCUGGUCAGUUGGACAGUUGCCCUUCCAGCAGGGUGUAGGUGUAGGUGUGAGUAUGUACCGAAUCCCUCCGGACGCACGUGGUCGAUAUGGCGGCCGAAAUAUCUCCAUACCAUCUGUCCCGUGUGACGGAGCAUCCUAUAGAGGCCAGAGAAAAGAUAGUAGAGUAUAUAGAAUGGGGGAAUAUACAUUUUACUGUGACAAAAAGAACCAUGAAAAGGGUGUGUGGUAUUUUCGGUGUAGCGAAUCUAGGAAAGAUCCCCCAUGCCAUACCACAGCCAAAUCAUAUGUGCCAAAUGUCGAUGAGCUGCAGCCCAACAAUAACAGGCGGCACUCUCACCAGCCAGCAUAUCCAUUACGAGAAGCUUAUCUGAGGCACCGAGAAGAUUUAAUCAAUUUGUGCCUCCGACAAAAGUCAUGUUCCCUCAAGAAGAUAAUAGAUAGCUAUGUGAAUAAUCUUGAGGAUCAGCGCCUUGUUGAUAGUUUCACUAUUGAAUCUAUCAAGAAGGCGGUCAACAGGCUACGGAAUAUGAACUUACCACCUGUUCCCCACACCUUACGCCAGGCUUCUGAAAGCCUUGAAAUGCUGGAGUUUUCGUAUCUUGGAAGGAACAGAGACGAUACUCAAGACUUUUACCAGGGACUUGUUGGUGAGCGAGGGCAGGAGAGUCUUCUCUUUGUAAACUUGGAAUUGAUGCAUUUAGUAGGCAUUAAGAGUGUGUUGGCCUCUGACGCCACGUUCUAUUGCUGCCCUCGCUUGCUGGGGGCAAAGCAGGUUUUAAUUUUUGCCUUCCAUGCAUAUGGACAAGUCUUUCCCUUUGCGUAUGCUGUCAUGACCAGCAAGACCACGGCCAGUUAUGCACACAUCAUCCAGAGGCUUAAAGAUCUAGGACUUCGUGCCAAACUGGUUACCACUGAUUGGGAGACUGCUGAACAGAAAGCAUGGAAGCAGGUUUACAAGAAUAUCGAACUCUGGGGUUGCCUGUUCCAUUACCAGAGAGCUGUAUAUAGACAGGCCAAAAAGAAGAAGUUGACGAGGCACCUCAAAAAAGGAGGGAGCAACAAGGAUGUUGCCCGAAUCCUAAAGCUUCUGUCAGUUCUCCCCCGCCUGCCAGCAAAUGAGAUCAAGAAGGGAUUCAAGGUCAUCAAACAAGAAGCAGAAAAGACAUUAGACGGUAGGCUAAAGAAGAAAAUGGACAAGUUAUUUCAGUACUUCAACAACCAGUGGCUGAUAAAAACAUCAGCCGAAGAGCUCUCUGUCCAUGGAAAAAAUGUCAGAGUGACAAGUGGGCUUGAAAGUAUAAACGCCAGAAUCAAUGAUCUCAUGCCCAUGAAACACCCACACUUCUGGAUAUGGCUUGACUUGCUCAAGGACUUUGAUAAAGAGAUUACAAAAAAAUACGAUGACAUCAGGAUUGGAAAAGGACAAUCAGGCAGCAGCAAGUAUUACAAAAAGGACACUGACAGACUGACGGACCAUGACAUUAGACGAGCAUUACUAACUUUUGAGGGGCAUAAGAAUCACCUCGAAUUUCUAAUUGCCAUUCAACCUACAUACAACAAUGUGCUUGCUGUCCUGCACAUAACAGAUGAAGAUACACCAGACAACAUUCCAACAGAUGAGGAAGUUUUGGCUCAGGACACGGCACAAAUCCUACAGGCGCCAACUAGGAGGAGUGCAAGGCUGAUGAUCAACAGUGAGAGUGAACAUUCAGAGAUUGAUGAACCAUCAUUAAAUCAUGACCUCACCUCUGGCCUGAGUCCUGCUGCAUCAGAAUCUGGGUUGGCAAACUCUCCACGUCCACGUCCACGUCCACCUGGUGAUGACUUUGUUGGCAUCGUCCUCACAUCUCCAACUGGGCCAUCAUUCACACCUAACAGAGACACUCUGCUUGACAAAUCCACCACUCCAAAGUCCACGGAGUCGUGGCACCAGGCGGUGACAUUGGAAUCGAACUCUGUUGACAAUGGAAUCGGACCACUGGAGCCUAUGGAUACAAGCACGAGUCUUUUCUCAGAGCCAGCCACAAUAAGCUGUUCAUCCGUUGCUCCACACACAACUCCACAACAGUGGGAGUCAUCACUGGUGAGGCUGAUACCUGCAAACAACGGGCUUGACAGUUCCAGUGGUGCUCCGAUAAUUCCAAUCUGUCCACUGCCACAACCUGCUGAGCUGCAACAGCAAGAAAACGGAGCACCUUUACCACCACCAGCCUUUGUGCCACUGGACAGAAAGGCAGCUAAGAAAGAGCGCAGGAGGCUGAAGUUACUGGCUGCCCGACAGUCUCGUCACCUGCAGGGGCAGGAUGAGGGUGAAGGAGACAGCCCCAUGAUCAAGGAGCCCAUGAUGAGCCAGAGUGAGCGACGCCGCCUUAAGAGGCAGGCUAGCAGAGCUGCAGCCAGUGCAGCAAAAUUGCAAAAAUUGAAAUAA